AUGGAGCUGGAUUUGUUUGAGCUUGAUGGAAAAUGGUACCUUGCAGCUGUAGCUACAGAGAUCAAUAUUCAAGGUGACUGCGCGACCGUGGUCUUCAGCCACAAGAACACCAACACAACGGAUGUUUCCAUCAGUUGGAUAGUCAAUAACACGGCUAGCUACUUCAACGGUUCCGUAGCUCUGACAAGUGAUAGUACUGGAGCGGAUUUCUUGAUGAUCACUUAUACCGAUAAAAAAACUGAAACAUAUUCAGUGCUGGACGUGGACUAUGAACACUACGCAGUAAUGUUUGUAUGCUAUGACGAUCCUGAUAGCAAUAGCAGCAGUUAUGAACUAUGGAAACUAACUCGAUCACCGCACCUAAAGAAGACAGAUGCGAUGAAGCUGGACCAGGCAGUAGGCAACUACAGUCUCCAGUCCACUCCGUUCAUGUAUUUCAACAAUACAGAAGACUCUUGCAGGAUCAACGCUGGGAGUCAUUUGAACCCUUCUGCAUUGGUUAUGACGUCAGCAGCUGCUAUGACGUUAUUUAGACGGCUUUAUUAAUGACUUCUAUAAACUUCUUUAUCUUUAUCAAGCAAUGGCGUUUAUAGAUCGUUUGAGCGAAGUAGACGUUGAAGAGAAAA
Molecule: messenger RNA, 626 nt
Organism: Bicyclus anynana (squinting bush brown)
Lineage: Eukaryota; Metazoa; Arthropoda; Insecta; Lepidoptera; Nymphalidae
Product: insecticyanin-B
Exons: 4
Coding region: 1-546 (181 amino acids)
Source: RefSeq, a predicted model, not a curated record